GUCAAAAUGAAGGCACUCUGUCAAUGGUGGAGGGAGAGCUACUUUCUGUGGUGGAAGAAGACAAAGGUGACGGCUGGACCAGAGUACGGAGGAACUUGGAGGAGGAGGGAUAUGUCCCCACCUCCUACAUCAAAGUCUUCCUGGACAGCAGUGCCAAAGGCUUUGUGCAGAGUAGUCGACUAGUCUAGCACAGUAAUCGACCAGGGAGGAUGUCUCGCCAAAGGAAGUGAUGUAAAGGAAAGAGCUCUGAGGAAGUCCGGUAACCGCUUUUCAUUGGACAGUUUGACAUUUCUCAGCCAAUCAGACGAGAGACUGCUGUUGGUACACGAUGGAGGAAAACUUCUACUUGUGACUGAAAGAUCAAUCAGUCAAUCAGAUAUUAGACACUGAUCCAUACCAUCUGCAUUUACUGUAGCUCAGAUGAUCACGUCAAUCAAUAUUCAUCAUCAGCUCAGAUUUUUAUUUGUGGUUUACAUACUCAACAAUAAUAAUUAAACAUAAUAAAAAAUUAAACAAAACCCUGAUAUUCUCAUAUAAUUCAGAUCUUUGAGGCCAAAAGUAUGAAUUUGUCUUUAAACAUUUGCUCUGAUGUGAAAACCGAGUUUCUGUAAUUGAUCAGUAUUCACUGACAAACUUACCUGAGAUCAGUUUUUUCACCUGCUGUAUUAAAACUAUGAUCAAAUUUGAAAAAUCAGAAUAUAAACACUUUUAGAUAUGAAUGUUUGUAAAAACGCUUUAUUGAAAAGAAAAUGUGAAGUGGUGGAGAGGACGAUGCUUCCUGUUGUCCGAUGAGAUCAAUAAAGGAAUAUCUGGUUUCUGUCGAACUUACAUCUCACCACAGUGAUGUCACAGAGUACUUCAGUACACUGUACAUCACUGUGGGUGUGAUCAGAAGUGAAACUGCUGUAAAGUCUAAACAGUUUAUACUGCAUAAAGCCCCGCCCCCUUAUACCUGCAGAUAUUAGCCCAACCCCCAGAUUAACCAGCCCAUAUUAACCCUGCUCCCUGCUUGUUGAUCAGUGGUCAUGUUAUUGAUUGAUUGUGUGAAAUGUGAAACUUUUUUAUUUCAUAGUAAGAUAUUGAUCAGUUAUUGAUUUUUUUUUAUUGAGACGUGAGACUGCUGAUCACGCUCUUUUCAA
Morone saxatilis (striped sea-bass) is the source of this 1139-nucleotide messenger RNA. RefSeq names its product formin-binding protein 1-like. Gene Ontology annotation, biological process: signal transduction. The record is from RefSeq and is a predicted model, not a curated record. NCBI's taxonomy places the organism in Eukaryota, Metazoa, Chordata, Actinopteri, Moronidae. Gene Ontology annotation, molecular function: protein binding.